UGCUAGGGGCUAGGGCGCGCCGGCUUGGCUCGGCAGCACAGCAGCAGCCAGCGAGCCCAGCCGGGAGCCCGGCAGUGCAGCGGUGCGGAAGCCCACACCCGGAGCCCCAGAGGCCGCGACGCAAGACGCCGCGUCCGACUCCGACCGCGAGCGCCGCCGCCCCGAGCGGCGAGUGCCGAGGUCUAGCCGCUCGCCCGCCCGCCCGAGAGGCACCCCGCCGGCCGCCACCCCGUGCCCCCGCCUGGGCCUGGGCCCCUGGCGCUUGUCGCCGAGCCGGGCUGCGCGCGUGGCCGAGGUGCCGAGCAGCCGAGCAAGCAGAGCAGCGCGCCAGCGCCCUAGAACGGAACAAUUCAAAAGCCUACUACAGUCUCUUAUUUAUGUAAAGACCUUAUUUGAUGUAUGAAUCUAUGGUGUCUUAGACUGAAGAUCUCAGCAAAGCUUGAAAAGGUCUGAGAGAUGUCAUUGGGCUAUGCUGAGAAGCUGUCCUACCGGGAGGAUGUGGGUACUGUGGGAAUGCCUGAGAUCUUUGAGCCCCCUGAGCUAGUCCAGAAUAAGAUAGAAGAGCUUGCUGCCAUGGUGCAAAAGAGUAAGCAUUUAGUGGUGUUUACUGGGGCAGGGAUAUCAACUUCAUCAGGCAUACCUGAUUUUCGAGGGCCCAAGGGUGUCUGGACCUUGCAGCGUGCAGGAAAAGGUGUUCCUAAUGCAUCACUUCCCUUCCAUCGUGCUGUUCCAAGCUUGACUCAUAUGGCACUAGUCGAACUGGAAAGAGGAGGGUUUCUAAAGUUCGUCAUAAGCCAGAAUGUUGACAGCCUACAUCUCCGUUCUGGUUUCCCAAGGGAGAAGCUGGCUGAAUUACAUGGCAAUUCUUUCAAGGAGAUCUGCCCAUGCUGUAAAACUGAGUACCUUCGUGAUUUUGAGAUUGAGACAAUAGGACUGAAGGAUACUCCAAGGCGUUGUUCUGAUAAGAAUUGUGGAGCUAGAUUAAAAGAUACAGUUCUUGACUGGGAUGAUGCUUUACCCCCUGAGGAGAUGAAUUCGGCCAAGGAGCAUUGUCGAUCAGCUGAUCUUGUCCUUUGUCUAGGAACUAGCUUGCAGAUUACUCCUGCAUGUAAUAUGCCUCUGAUGUCAAUCAAGAAUGGGGGGAGGGUGGCUAUUGUAAAUCUUCAGGCAACUCCAAAGGAUAAAAAGGCAAGCCUUGUCAUCCAUGGACUUGUUGAUAAGGUCAUUGCUGGAGUCAUGAGCAAGUUGAGUCUGCGAAUUCCUCCAUAUAUACGUACUGACUUUGUUCAGCUCACUCUCAGGCACUCUGUGAAAAAGAAAUGUGUUAGAUGGACUCUUCGAGUAACAAGUAUUCAUGGCCUCCGAGCACCGUUGCCAUUUCUUCAGUCUGUCAAGGUUUCCUUUCCAGAAAGACCUGACAUGAAGUCUGUAGUGCUUAAAGAGCAACCAUUCUCAUUGCAGAGGGAAACAUCAAUGAAUAAACCAUUUUUCAUGCUGUUGACAUUAAAUUUCAGUGAUGGUUGCAGCUGCUUGAGCUCAUCAAUCGGAUGGCCUGUUGAUUUUCAGAAGCAAAAAGACAGUUUCGUCAGAGAUAGAGCUCUAGUCCUAAAGGAGUUGCAGUCUGCUGCCGAGCAUGAGACUUGCGGUGGGCAACAAGAAGUUCUGGAAAGAGAGAUCCUGCCAAGAGCUGAGACAUCUAUUCAUGGAAUUGUAACAAACGUCGUCAGGUAUGACAUUGAAGCUGAAAAGUUGGCUCCACCCAAGGAUGAUUUGAUGAAUCACAGCCGCAGCAACCCUGCAAAACGGCACAUGGAAGGCACUGAUUGCCACUCGCCACUGCCAAAGAAACUGAAAUACUUUUUGAAAGACGAGAGGCUGAACUGCUAAAAGGGUAAGAGAGUAGAAGGUAGAUAGAGAAUGUUGUAGGUUUGUUUAUUUUGGUUAUUAGAUGAGUUACAUAGCAUAGAUGCAUGGGAGGUUCGCAUGCUAAAGUUGAACUCGUCUGGUGCAUAGGAAAGUUCGCUGACUUUUUGUAUGACUAGUUACUGCCGCGCGCGUAUCGAACAUGGUUCUCAUUCUCAUUUCUCAACAUGUAAAACUGAGGUUGGUUUGUAAAGAUUUUUUUGAGCGGCUAUAUAUCAAGAGUAUGGACUUUACA
Messenger RNA from Sorghum bicolor (sorghum), 2158 nucleotides. RefSeq names its product NAD-dependent protein deacetylase SRT1. Bases 457 to 1887 code for a protein of 476 amino acids. The transcript is spliced from 16 exons. Lineage: Eukaryota; Viridiplantae; Streptophyta; Magnoliopsida; Poales; Poaceae. The record is from RefSeq and is a predicted model, not a curated record. Gene Ontology annotation, molecular function: NAD+ binding.